UUCAGUUCAGCAGCGGAAAGACGAACGAACGAACGGUUUCAGUGCGAAGAAACGGAGCGGCGUCAUAUUGCGUCGUACUCUUGUAAUUUCUACAUCACAUUCGCCGAACGGUGUGCCCUUCGAAAGUAGCAUUUUCGCCGCGUGAAGGGUUAUUUUACCAACCGAUUACGGUGUACAGUGUUGUGUCCUUGCGACCUGUGGCUGGUAACGGUGUGAGCGAAACAGCAAAAGUGAUCAACACGUGGAGAAAGUGGCCAGAAAGACAGUGUGUUUUCUCUCUCGUUUCGAGCGGAAGUCGGAAUCCUCGCGGAACAUUCUUUGACCACUUUUGUUUACCAACAAUUCCACACCGUGUGUGUUGUGUUCCUCGAUUGACGCAGUCGUGGCGCGAACAGAUUCCAGCAGCAGCAGCAGCAAACCUGCCUCCUGCCAAAUGAAAGGAAAAGUUGUUCCAAAACGACCACUUCAUAACAGCGACAGCUAGCAGCUAUUAGAGCGGACAACUAUCGAGCGUUAUUAAUCCCCGCCAGUGAAACCAUACCGAAACAAGGAAGAAGCCAUUCGAUGCUUGGCCACAGCUACGAUUAACGAAGAUACACACACACACACACUCAUUCGUCUGUGACCUCUAACUGGCUGCAAACGCACCAGACGGGCCAAGAAAAAAACAGUCGGUCAACGUGCUAAGGACGGACUGCACAAAAACGGGGUAAACAUCGUCGGCCAAGGACUUUUGCCAAGGAGACGCAAGAGAGUGUACCAUGGAUAUCUACUACAUGAGCGACAGCAUCCAGUAUUCGUCGUUCCGAGGGCCAAUGUACCGGGACUACGAGAAGUUCCCGUACGGAACGCUGGAGAACCCGCUGAACAAUCCCGUCUCGAAGAGCAACAAGCAGCCACAGCAGCAACAACGGCACAACCAUUCGGGCAACACCGUUGCUGGCAACGCUCAAGCCAAACUGCUCAGCUACAUCGGAAAGACGACCACCGGUGCCGGCAAGAAGGAUUCGUGUCCGUUCUGCAAGGAGCAAAAGAAGCGACCGCUUGGCGCGUACAUGCGCAAGCGUGGCCAGCGCAUCACGACCGAAAGCAUAAGUGAAGACGCCGAAGAGUGUAACGAGCUGCGCGAGGAGGACGAGGAAGAGGACGAAUGCCCGACCGGCUCGCCGCCGCUCGCCAGCAGCCCGUCCAACGAUCACCAGCAUAUGCACCGGAACAUUACCGGUGCGAGCGGAUUCAAUCGUCAGGAAUCGAUGGAAGGCAAAUAGUCGGUACUACCCUCAGGGUGCAUCAAACCGGGGUCACAAUCUAUCAGCAUCACAGUUUUAUGUUACUUCAUACUGAACUAGGUCUACGAUGGCGGAAGAUCGCAUCUUCUGCAAUACGCUAAAUCAAACGUAGGGCACUUUUGCUUCGAGCAUCGGCUCGAGGAGGAACUCCCGCCGCCGGAACGUUCUCGACCUAGUUUUGAUCAUAUAAAAAGAAUGUGCGGAGAGAGCUGCAAGAUUACGCCACUCAUCGCAGGCGUAUGAAUGAAAAUGAAAAUCGAAUGAAAAACCGCAGAGAGAAUCAUAAGACACAGCGUACCACUGGUGGACGGACGGUAGGACGAUGAAAAAGACUGAUCUAUAUUAAUGCAGCUGGAAGGAAUAGAACUUUGUCAGGGCAGAAUGUAUUUUUAUAAACAAAACAUCGUUUUAGCACCCCUGGGCUGAGUCACUUGGGAUUCUCAUUCGAUACAUGCCACUAUAUCGGUGUGCCGGAUAGCAUUUGGCCGCGUGUUACUCGUGGCACGUGGCUGGCAGUAGGAUUCAUAGAUCUUGAACCCCUGGUUCGUAGCAUAUGAUGAUAAGUUUUAUUAUUGUUAUAACGCAUGUUUAGAAGAAAUUAAUGGUCAGGGCAGAAAAUCGGAUUGCUUGCUAACCAUAAAACUAUGCAAAAUUAAGCCGAGGGAGCAUUGAGAAACUAGCCUGUAAAAGCCUGUAACUUUAGUUUUAAAAUCAAGUUGCAAGAUCGCACGUCUUCGCAGCCCAUCUUUAUGCAAUGAAAUAAAAUGGUUAACCUUUA
This is a messenger RNA of Anopheles cruzii, 2067 nucleotides long. RefSeq lists its product as uncharacterized. The coding region runs from base 762 to 1268 and encodes 168 amino acids. The transcript is spliced from 2 exons. NCBI's taxonomy places the organism in Eukaryota, Metazoa, Arthropoda, Insecta, Diptera, Culicidae. The record is from RefSeq and is a predicted model, not a curated record.